AUGGCGUUGGAUGCGAAUGCGCUUUCUCACCUGAAGGUGAAGGAUCUACAGCGAGAGUUGAAGAAACGAGACCUGGACACUAGCGGACUUAAGGCGAUGCUGCUUCAGCGUUUGAAGGCGCAUUUGCAGCAGGAGGAGCUGCAAGAGGAAUGCCGACAAGCUGAUUACGAUAACGAGAAGAAAAGUAAGGAAAUAACGGAUAAUGACAAGGUACUCAAGACUGUUGACGAGAGAAAGGAUGACGACAAGCACGAGUUCACGCAGGAGCAGAAUGGUGAAGGGAUUUUGCGAGUGAAACGGGACGUCGAGGCAAUUCUAAAGGACAAAGACGAAGACGCACCGAACGUCAAAAAGGCAAAGCUGACUACAGAGACAGAAACCAUUAGUUCGCAACCAGAAAAUGAAGAUACGAAACCUGCGAUACUUGCGGCAAAAAGCCUGGAUACUUCAAAGGAUACAGAAGAUACUGCUGAGUUAGCUACAGAGACCAGAACAACACUUCGGAUCGAUAACUUUAUCAGGCCAUUUACGCUCAAUGCUGUCAAGACUCUUGUGCAAGAACUAGGCAAUUUUGUUGAAAAUGGCUUUUGGAUGGAUGCUAUCAAAACUCAUUGUUUUGUGACGUAUCCGACUUCCGAAAUUGCUGUAAAGACGAGUAAGUCCUUAAACGGCAAGGUAUGGCCUCCUGAGAACGGUCGUUCGCUUCAGGUUAAAUUUGUUGAUCAUACGGCUAUGGAGGUCGUGCAAUCUGGUGAAGCGAAUAUACCGAGCCAACCGAAGAUUAAAGAUAGUGAAGUCACACCAUCAACUCAGCGACAAGUGGUGACUAUCGACGAAUUUUUUCAAAAGACCGAAACAAAACCUGUACUCUACUACUUGCCACUCACUGACGAAGAAGUCAAGGAGAGAAAGCAGCGUCAGGGUCAGCAACCCAUGGGCCAGCCGCGAAAACGUCGCCAUCGAGGCGGUCGUAAACAAAACUCUGUAGCUCGAUUUAGUAUGUUCGACGAGGAUGAGUACCUUUUCCAGCAUUAA
Molecule: messenger RNA, 1035 nt
Organism: Plasmopara halstedii
Lineage: Eukaryota; Oomycota; Peronosporomycetes; Peronosporales; Peronosporaceae
Product: Acinus (induces apoptotic chromatin condensation)
Exons: 9
Coding region: 1-1035 (344 amino acids)
Molecular function (GO): nucleic acid binding
Source: RefSeq, a predicted model, not a curated record